AUGGCUUAUCAAUGGUUAACGUUACUAAUUUGCUUUGUUGUUUUUACCAAUACUCGAGGCCUGGACUUGGACCUGGACCUGGACCUGGACCUGAACCUGAACUUGACCCUCCUAUCAGGACAAGUGACGGAAAUUGGUGGCCUCAAAAGCUAUGUCACGGGCCCUGAUAAUUCGGAUACUGCUAUCGUAUUGAUUUCAGAUGUAUUUGGAUUUGAAAUUCCCAACUUGAGGAAAAUCGCGGAUAAAAUUGGGGCAGCUGGGUUUUACACAGUGGUACCCGAUUUUUUCAAUGGAGAUCCUUAUGUUUCGGGUCAAAAACCUUGGGGAAGUUGGUUUGCUAAACAUCAUGCUGAAAAUGGAAUCACGGAUGCAAAUAAGGUUAUUGAAGCAUUGUCACAAAGCAGAAGCAUAAAUAAAAUUGGGGCUGCUGGUUUUUGCUGGGGAGGCAAGGUUGCUGUGGACCUUUCAAAGCCCCCUUCAGUUGGAGCUAUUGUGUUGUUGCAUCCCACAUAUGUUAAUAAUGAUGAUAUUCAGGGUGUUAAUGUUCCAGUUUCAAUCCUUGGAGGUGAGGCAGACACUCAAGUCAAUACAACUAUGAUCAAAGGUUUUGAAUCUGUGUUGGAAAAUACUCAUAAGGUUGAUAGCUUUGUAAAGAUAUUUCCGGGAGCUGAACAUGGUUGGACUACAAGGUACAACGAUACAGAUGCCGCAGCUGUAGAGAGAGCAAAUGAGGCACACCAGGACUUGUUGAAUUGGAUUAUUAAGUAUGUCAAAUGA
Striga hermonthica is the source of this 777-nucleotide messenger RNA. The record is from the annotation of a GenBank genome assembly. NCBI's taxonomy places the organism in Eukaryota, Viridiplantae, Streptophyta, Magnoliopsida, Lamiales, Orobanchaceae.